Molecule: messenger RNA, 1095 nt
Organism: Talaromyces marneffei
Lineage: Eukaryota; Fungi; Ascomycota; Eurotiomycetes; Eurotiales; Trichocomaceae
Exons: 4
Coding region: 1-1095 (364 amino acids)
Source: RefSeq, a predicted model, not a curated record
AUGGAUCUUCGCCCGGCACCCCUAUCGGUCAAGAAGCGGAAAAGUCUGCCUGCAGUGAAGCUAGGAAACGAGCGGCCACAGAAACCUCUAAUUAUAUUCGGCAGGAGUACAUCAGCACGGGUAUCAACUCGAAUAUCAUCCGGUGAAUCAACUGUGUUGGCAUCCAACAGUCCUCCACAACUUACCGAGUGGCCGAAUCUCGAUGUGCCAAAGAUCCGUCGCAGUAAUACUUCCAAGUCUCAUGGACGGCCGAGCAAAAAAGGAGGUCCCGAUGCAGCUCACCCAAAGAAACCCACCGGAAUAUUGCAUUCGACAAGUUCAACUCUCAAAGAUGAAGACCAACGCCAAGGUCAGAAAGCAAUCAGGAACGAAUCACAGACACAGGGCAGGAUGUCUCAAUUCCUUCAUGCCUUGGACAAGAAACUUAUAAAACCUUCUGCCCGCGAAAUAUCGAAACGAUUACCGAACAAUGUACGCUCUAUCCAAAUCGAAGAUACUCUUCAUUCAUCGCUGAAGAAAGCUGAAGUUUAUGCCCAUAUCACCAUCACUGUCGACGUGAGUCUGGAAAGUGUACAAUACAUCCCAUAUAGUUUGGCCAUUACUACUGUGAUUCUGCUGAACAUGACAUCGGAUAGAGAGAUGGAUCAUUACGAGUUCGGCCCUACUCCACGUCCGGGCUGGCAUAUCUAUUCUGGGCUGGAUCUCGGUCAAAGUUCCUCCUUUGAUUUCCAGCACAAGGUUGAGAAAGCUCUCUGCCAUAUUCGAUCCGGCUUUUCUUCGGGAAAUAUCACGGAUCUCAACGUCAGAUUUGCACUUGCUUCUGGAUACGAAAUCCAGGUGUGUGGUAGAACUUCCAUUGCUUCGUUACGUCCCGGAGAGGUAUGGAAGCUUCUAGUUCGCGUCAACAUGUCGGGGGAGCAGGACUCAAAUAGACUUGAACGUGAGAUCAAGUCCAUGCUGCGUUGUCGUGACAUCGCUGGUCUAGAUUUUGAUCGUGGAGAGAGUAUUCUUGUGGCAACACUACGAUUCAAUCACUCGCUACAACCAGGGUGCUCAUUGAAGAUGGUCAAGUCCUGCUCCAUUGUGCCUGAAUGA